Pseudo-nitzschia multistriata is the source of this 1989-nucleotide messenger RNA. Lineage: Eukaryota; Bacillariophyta; Bacillariophyceae; Bacillariales; Bacillariaceae. The record is from the annotation of a GenBank genome assembly.
CGAUACGAUACGACACGACGCGACGCGACGCGACAGAACGGUAGAUAGAUUGCAUCGAACAUGGCCGGGCGAAUGAGUUCGGCGCCACGUGCGAUUCUGGUCUCUCUGUGGGGCGUUGCGGCCCUGCUGGCCCUGGUGGCGGCGGUCUCCGUCGCGCAGCGUUCGGAGGCGAUCGUGGAUGCCGCGUCGGGAGCGGUGCACGUCGGUGGUGAGCCAACGCCGACGCCGACACCCACGGAGACAAACUACGGGGUCGACGUGUCGUGGCCCAUGCAGCACGGGGGCAACGUCGCCAACGGGCAGUCCGAGCGGUACAAUCGGUACAUGAGCGGUUGCUACGAGCAGGGAUCAAACUUCGAGAAACGGGCCGACGGCUUGUACCAGAAAAAAGAAAAUCCCGACGAGAAGGGAGACAACGCGGACUACGUGCGCGUCUGCAACAACGCGGAGAACGAUCGCCUGCAGAUGAACCUGAACCAGCCCAGGGAGAUGCAAAACUACACCCACGCCGGGUACGCAAAGGUCCACACGCCACGGAAGGCGAUGGAACUCCUGCAAUCAUUCUUCGAAAAGAACGAGCGCUACGUGUGGCCGGAGUUUUGGAACGAGGGCAAUACCUACGUCAACCACUGGGAGGUCCCCACCGGGUUGCUGGACAUCGGCCGGGAGAGCCUCCCCCAUCCCUUUGCCAGGGAAGAACGCGAAACCAUCAUCCGGUCCAUCCAGGACGUCCUGGAGUCCUGGACGGGYCAGCGCCUGGUGCUGACCUCGGCCUACGGCAUUCGGGUCUACCAAGAGGGGGCCAUUCUGGCUCCCCACGUCGAUCGGCUCCCGCUGGUUUCCUCCGCGAUCAUCAACGUCUUUCAGAAAAACGUCGCGGAACCGUGGGUCUUGGAGGUCAUCGGCCACGACGGAAAGGCCCACAACCUGACGGCCGAGCCCGGGGAAAUGAUUCUCUACGAGAGCGCCUCCGUCAUCCACGGCCGGCCCUACCCGCUCCGUGGCGAGGGGGCCAAGUACGGGAGCGUCUUUGUGCACUUCGAACCCCUCUACCACACCCUCCGGCACGCGCACGGGGCCACCGGGGGGGACCACUACGCCGCCGAGGCCGCCAAAACGAAGGCCAGCAAGAACGCCUUUGAGAAGGCGCUCGGGGAGCAGCUGAAAAAGCCGCCACUCGGGGACGUCGCUCGCGAGGACGGUCCCGACGCGGCAACGGACGAAAGCAGCACCGCCGGUGGCAGCAGCAGCAACCACCACCCCAAACCCGGGGUCUUUCGGAAACACCCCGGGUACGUAUGGCCGGAAUACAAGGGGCUCUACGACCAGAAGUUUCACUACGAAUACGAGGACCGGGUCACCCCCAAGAGCCCGAAGGCCGUCUUUGGGGACCUUACCAUCCACCAGGCGGCGUCCCUGGGCGAGCUGGCCGUCCUCAAGGAACUCGCCAAGGCCCAGGGUCGGCACAAGCUCUUCAAGGCGGAUUCGAACGGCUGGAAGCCCCUCCACGAGGCCGCCCGUAGCGGACACGCCGACGUCAUCGAGUACCUCCUGGAGGAGGGCGCGAACGUCAACGAGCGAACGAACUUCGACAAGGGGGGAAACGCCAUGUACUGGGCGAAGAAAAAACCGGUCAAGAACGCCAAGGCGAUUGCCGUUCUGGAACUGCACGGGGGGGUGACGGUGGCUCCCUUUGAAAAGAAAAAGCAGGACGCACAGAGCAGCUAACUACCAAUCGAAGCAACGGGCCUUUGCAACCGAGCGACCACGUCGGCCUCCAUUUACCGUAGUGUAUACAACGACAACAACAACAACAACAACAACAACAACAACAGUAGAUCAAUUAGUACUAGCAGUUUAUUGUAUCUUCGAUGUGUGGGGAUGCAGGUAUAUUUGAAUGAUUGAUAUGAUGCUAUUUUCUCACGGAUCUUACAACCGUGCGAAGCUUUGCAGCACGAGAGAAAAGGACACCUAUGCUCAAACGUCACU